Molecule: messenger RNA, 1976 nt
Organism: Cynara cardunculus var. scolymus (artichoke)
Lineage: Eukaryota; Viridiplantae; Streptophyta; Magnoliopsida; Asterales; Asteraceae
Product: pentatricopeptide repeat-containing protein At5g56310
Exons: 1
Coding region: 1-1677 (558 amino acids)
Biological process (GO): RNA modification
Molecular function (GO): protein binding; RNA binding
Source: RefSeq, a predicted model, not a curated record
AUGCUUUCGCGAAUUAAAUCACCUUUGAACCCAUUACUCGUGAAGCAUAAACCCCCAUACAUAGCGACAGUAACACAAGAUAUCCUCUAUUCCUUGUUGGACCACUGCUCCAAUGGCAAUCACGUAUAUCAGACUCAUGGGUUCAUGUUUACUCGAGGUCUUGAUCAAGAUAAUCUCCUUCUCAGUCGGUUCAUCGACACUUGCUCUAUCACGGGUCUCUUGGACCAUGCAAUUUCGGUGUUUUCUCAUAAGACGUGCAAGAACAUAUACCUUUACAACACCAUGAUCAAGGCUCUUUUGAGUAAUUCUCGUGUCAAAGACGCCGUCUUUGUUUACAAUGAAGCUCGAGUUAUUGGGUUGAGACCUGAUUCUUUUUCGUUUCCUCUUUUGUUGAAGGCUGUGAUUCGUUUGGGUAAGGGUGGUUUGAGUUUGGGAAGAGGUGUUCAUUGUCAAGCAAUUAGUGUUGGGUUGGAUAGUGAUGUUCAUGUAGGAGUGGCGUUAGUUCGGAUGUAUUCAUGUAGUGGGUAUGUUUGUGAUGCUAAGAAGGUGUUCGAUGAAAUGCUCGUUAGAGACCUGGCGGCUUGGAAUGCAAUGGUUUCUGGGUAUUGUAAGGUUGGUGAGAUUGAGACAGCGUGUGCCUUAUUUGAGAUUAUGCCUGAGAGAAAUGUGAUAUCUUGGACAGCUUUGAUUGCCGGAUAUGCUCAGGUGAACAAGCCCUCUGAAGCGGUUGCUUUUUUUAGAAGAAUGCAAAUAGAUGGUGUGCACCCUGAUGAGGUUGCAAUGUUGGCUGCACUUUCGGCUUGUGCCCAGUUGGGUGCAUUAGAGCUUGGUGAAUGGAUUCAUGGCUACAUAGAUCAACAUAAUUUACGAAAAAGCAUACCUCUUAACAAUGCACUUAUUGACAUGUAUGCGAAAUCAGGGAACAUAAAUAAGGCAAUGGAGGUUUUUGAAAGCAUGAACGAUAGAUGUGUUAUAUCAUGGACAACUGCCAUUGCUGGAUUGGCCUUGCAUGGUUUUGGAAAAGAAGCUCUUGAUAUGUUUUCUAGAAUGGAAAGAACUCAUGUUAAGCCAAAUGAUGUUACACUCAUAGCGGUUCUUUCUGCCUGUGGCCAUGGUGGGUUGGUGGAAUUGGGUCAUUGGCAUUUCAACAACUUGCUUCCAAGGUAUGGGCUUCAACCAAGGGUCGAACAUUAUGGUUGCAUGAUUGAUCUACUAGGACGGGCUGGAUGCCUAUGGGAGGCACAAGAACUUCUGAACUUGAUGCCUUUUGAACCAAAUGCAGCUAUUUGGGGAUCUCUUCUUGCAGCAUCUAGAAUUUAUGGAAAUGUUGAGCUUGGAGAAAGAGCUUUGCAACAUCUGAUCAUGUUGGAGCCACAUAAUAGUGGAAACCUUUCCCUUCUUACGAAUAUGUAUGCUGCUGCAGGCCAGUGGAAUGAAGCUGGGUUGACUAGGAAAGUCAUGAGGGAUAUUGGUGUGAAGAAGAUGUCUGGUGUGAGUUGCAUUGAAUUGAAUAGUAGAGUUCAUGAGUUUAUUUCUGGAAACAGAUCACAUCCUCAAUCUGAGAGAAUAUUUGAAGUUUUGUCCCAGUUAAGUAGAAUAAUGGAGGUGGUAGGGUACAUGUAUAUUGAAAGUUGGAACCUGCUUGACGAUAUUUCUAUUCAGUGUGAUCUUGUCUAAAAGCAGUCGGAUAUACUUUUCCACCAAAAGAAUCAUGCAAGGGGUCAGAUCAAUUCUCUUGGCAUUCUGGGUGAUACAAGAUUGGUUUCGGAGGUUGUUCUAUUAUGUGGCUGAUAGAAAUUUGUGUUUAUGUUACGAAACUAUAUAUACACGAUAGGAUAGGUGUUCGCUGAUCAACAUUCGAUAAGCAUGUAUUUUAUGAUAAGUGUUAGAAGGCAUUUGCACAGGUUAGAUUCGGCACCAUCAUCCUAAAGCCAUUUGUUACAAGUUGAAGUUGGUAUUCUAUCUACUACGUUAUG